Messenger RNA from Abrus precatorius (Indian licorice), 2732 nucleotides. RefSeq names its product O-fucosyltransferase 35-like. Lineage: Eukaryota; Viridiplantae; Streptophyta; Magnoliopsida; Fabales; Fabaceae. Bases 271 to 2091 code for a protein of 606 amino acids. Gene Ontology annotation, cellular component: cytoplasm; chloroplast; Golgi apparatus. The transcript is spliced from 9 exons. The record is from RefSeq and is a predicted model, not a curated record.
AUCACAAUCGAAAGUGGAACAUGUCUUUCUAUUUUAGUUGUCUUGUGUUAGAAAAUAAAAAAAAACCAGUUGGAAAGUAACUGUAAAGCAGAAAGGUGGGAUUUAGAACGCGCAAAAGAACAGAAAAGAGAGAGAGAGAGAGAGAGAGAGAGAGAACGAGUUAGAAUUGAAAAGUUGAAGAAACAGCAACAAUCACUGCAUCUUCAAUGGCGAUGUUAUCUGAACCCAAUCACUAGCAGCAAUAAACGACAUAUAAAGAGAUCACACGACAUGGCUCACAAUAACAAUAACCCCAACAACGUCGUGGAUGGCUUUACUCACCGAGUCAACAGCCCGCGUUACACGGGUUCAAUGACUCGUCGAGCUCACUCGUUCAAGCGCAGCAGCAACAAUAACAGUGGAAGUGCUGUUAAUGAGAUUGAGCUUCAAAUCAACUCACCUAGAUCCCCCUUGGGUUCUGCUACUGCAGCUGAAGGCUUGUCCUUGGAUCCUGUUUUGAAGAGGAAGCAUCAUCAUCAUCAUCGUGUGAGCCAUAAGGAGAGGAACAAGAAGCUUGGACAUUGGAUGUUCUUGCUGUUCUGUGGGGUGUGUUUGUUUCUGGCUCUUCUUAAGAUUUUUGCUUCUGGUUGGUGGUUCCAAUUUGCAAUAGAUAGCGGAGAUGAAUCCAUUCAGGAACAAUUUGAUUCCAUUACUAGUCAAAAUCUGAAGGAUCAAAGUUCCCAUGGUUAUGCAUUUAGGGAGGGAGCAAGUGAUGUUGAACGAACUCUAAAGAUGGUAGCUACAGGAAUUAUUGAUAGCCAGACUGGCAUUGCUGAAGAAUCUGGUAUAUGGUCUAAUCCCAACUAUGAGAAUUUCUCCCAAUGCAUAGACCUGCAAAGAAAUCAUAAGAAGCUGAAUGUGAAAACCAAUGGCUACAUUCUUGUAAAUGCUAAUGGUGGCCUGAAUCAGAUGAGAUUUGGGAUAUGUGAUAUGGUUGCUGUUGCUAAGAUUAUGAAGGCAACACUUGUUCUUCCUUCUCUCGAUCACACCUCCUACUGGGCUGAUGCGAGUGGCUUCAAGGAUUUGUUUGACUGGAAACAUUUUAUUGAGACACUGAAGGAUGAUAUCCACGUAGUUGAGACACUGCCACCUGCCUAUGCUGAAAUUGAACCUUUCCCAAAAACGCCAAUAUCUUGGUCUAAGGCCAGUUAUUACAAGACUGAUGUUCUUCCCCUCCUAAAGCAGCACAAAGUGAUCUAUUUCACCCAUACUGAUUCCAGGCUUGCUAAUAAUGGAAUUCCAAGUUCCAUAGAAAAACUAAGAUGUCGUGUAAAUUAUAGAGCAUUGAAAUAUUCAGCUCCGAUUGAAGAAUUUGGAAACAAAUUGGUAUCUAGAAUGCGACAGAACAAAAUUCCGUAUCUUGCACUUCAUUUGAGGUAUGAGAAGGAUAUGCUUGCAUUUACAGGCUGCAGUCACAAUUUGACUGCAGAAGAAGAUGAAGAACUACGACAGAUGCGGUAUGAAGUUGGUCAUUGGAAGGAGAAGGAGAUUAAUGGGACUGAGAGGAGAUUGAUUGGAGGUUGUCCAUUAACGCCAAGGGAAACUUCCUUACUGCUUAGAGCACUUGGUUUUCCAUCACAAACCAGAAUUUAUCUGGUAGCUGGAGAAGCAUAUGGAAGAGGAAGCAUGAAAUAUCUCAAGGAUGAUUUUCCCAACAUUUUCUCUCAUUCCUCUCUGUCUUUAGAAGAAGAGUUGAAUCCUUUCAAGAAUCACCAGAACAUGUUAGCUAGUAUAGACUACAUUAUUGCCCUUCAGAGUGAUGUAUUUCUUUAUACUUAUGAUGGAAAUAUGGCAAAGGCAGUACAAGGUCAUAGGCGCUUUGAACACUUCAAGAAGACCAUCAAUCCAGACAAGAUAAAUUUUGUGAAACUAGUUGAUAAGUUGGAUGAAGGGAAAAUUUCUUGGAAGAAGUUCAGCUCUAAGGUGAAAAAGCUUCAUGAAGACCGUGUUGGUGCUCCAUAUCCUAGGGAGCGCGGAGAAUUUCCUAAGCUGGAGGAAAGUUUUUAUGCAAAUCCUCUGCCAGGUUGUAUCUGUGAAACAAGAUUGGAGUAGGGAAUUGGUCAAAAGCUGUCUUUCAUAUAAUGGGCAUUUCAUAACUCUUCAGAAGGUGGGAAUGUUGAUUUUUCAGAAGUUGGGUUAUCUGAUAUGGUGCUAUACAUUGCCCUUGACGUUGGACAUAAAAGGAUCAAGGAAAAGUGGUAAGAACUGAGCAAAUCAAUUCACCUGCACUUCAAAUUCAAGUAUCAAGCGCAUGCAGAUCAUGUAUACUGUAUAGUCUAUACCAUUCACCAUACCUUGUCAGGGAAACCUCAUCCUUAACCACUCUUGUAAUGAAAAGUUUUUUCUGCCUUUUCUUUUUCAUUUCUAGAUUUUAAAAUUAUUCAAUACCUUUUCAUGUCAAGAAAAGAGGGUGAGAGUGAAUAAGUUUUAUAGUUCAUUAUUCAACAAUAUAAAAGAUCCUGAUUCUAUGCAUUAGAAUUAUUUUAAGCAUGUAUCCUUAGCAAGUCAUCCAUUUUGCUUAUUUUAGUUGAUCGAGAUAUUGUUCACUAAUGAUAAACUUCAUAUUCAUAUAAUUUGGCUGCUUUAAUUGUUUGCUGAUAAAGUAAGAGUUUAGUGAAAUAGAUAGAAACUUGGUCAAAAUAUUAUCGUGAUUCAAUUGUAGUUGGACAAGACAAAUAUUAACUCAUUCUCAG